CGUUACACACUUUCGUACACGCAACAAACGUCAAGAUUUGUUUUUUCUAUACGGAGUCGUGUCUAUUAGGGAGUUUCGAACGCGCGUUGAUGCCGGUGCCGAUGUCGUUUCAAUGUGUCCGCGGCAUAUUUAUGUUUUUAUGAGUGCACGACAACUCGCCGGUUAACGCUUUUAUGCAUUUGAAUUUCGAACGCUAGAAAAAUACGUUGUUUUAUUCGGGUGUGUUGUUGUUGAGUUUCUGUAGGCGCUUAAAACGCGUUUCUACGCUUUUUCGAACGUUAACGCGAGUUUCGUGUGUGCGUUAAUCGCUACUUAUUACACGUAUAACCAAACAGAACGACAUUUGGUUCCAUCCAUUGUAUAUCUGUACGUAUUUCUCGUUGGCGCGAGAAAAAAAGAUGCUCGCGUUACGUGCCAAAGGAUAAUGCACACACAUUGAUUGAGUAAAGGAGAGGAAGACGAGUAGUGUAUAUAUACACACACAUAUAUAUACACAGCGAAGAAAGAAAGAGAGCGAAAUAAAAAAAGAAGAACGAAGAAGUGGCUCGCUUUGACAGGUGCGUUGCUGCUGCUGCUGACUGUACUGUGCCGUUGCCGCUGCUUCUUUUUUACUGCGUCCUUUUAUGAUACACUUAUAAAAAGGACGAGGAGAGCGAGAGCACAGCUCGCGCGCUAGCACACGGCUCUCUUUCUGCGUCAAAGUAUUUUUGCACGAAAAGUUUGUGUUACACAAAAUACAAGGAAGUUUACGUGUGUAUUGUACGAUAUAUAAAUACAUAUAUAACGUAACGAAGUGAAUGAAGAGUUCUCCGGGUGGUUUUGUUUUUUCCCUCCGCGCCGCGGAUCCGUGUGAAGUUUUUUGUGUGUUGCUGUGCUAUCAUUAUUGUGUAUAGCAAGCCCGUUUUAUCAGUGAUUCUGUGAUCCUUGGUUUUUAAAUUCUUUCCCCCCACAUAUCCUACCGUUAGUUUUUUUUCUCUUGUUUUGUUCAAGUGAUAUGAUCUUGUGACAGAGUAAGAGAGAGAUAGAGAGAAAGAAAGAGAGAGAGAGAGCGAGUACAACAGCGAAAUAAAAAAAAAGGUGUGAAUUUCGCGAGCUGCACGUCGCAUGUUUGCUUUUUAGUGCUCUGUGUUCCGCGUGUGUGUGUAUGUGUCUCUGUGUGCUCGUGCAAGUGCAAAUAUACACCUACGUAUAUAUGUGUAUAAAUAAAAGCGAGUCAGAAGAGAGGAGAGCAGCGCACGAGGCAGCAUCGUUAGCGGUGUGAGAGAGAGAGAGCGGAGCAGAGCAGCCCCAUCCCAUCACACGCAUACAACACGCAUACAACACGCGCGAGCCCGCGUGCACAUAUCGCCGGUUCGCCGCUGCUGCUGUUGCAUAUAUAACGCAUAUACAGAUCGGCGGCUGCAACGAGGAACGUUCGAAAGUGUGCGCUGCACCGUGCACAGCCGUUAAACUGUGCAUAAUCUGUGCGUGCGUGUGCCCUUGAAGUCGUCGUCGUCGUCGUAUCUCUCUGUGUCUCGACGCACCGAGUUUACAAUCGAGCAGGAUGAUGGAGGGUGGUGAGCCGAUGGGGAGGCGGCAAGUCACCACUGCUACCGCUGCCCCGAGGAGGUACAACAUGCUGUUCCUGAUUUUGCUGCUGCUGCCACUGCUGCGACAGGCCAGAGCUAAAGUCACAAACGAAUGCCAAUUUCCAGCAGCGUGGAGCGGACGCUGGUUCAUCCUGGGCAAGGAAGGACCCAUUAUAACCAACACAUCGCACUUUCUCGACCGAACGUGCAUCUCCAAAGUCGAGGAUACGUAUCUGACGCACGACGAAAACCCUGAGACUGGUAGCUGUUACAGAUGUAUGAUCUUCACCGAGAGGGACGUCAACGUUAUUCAGUAUCGUGAAUCCUACUGUCAGCCGGAGCCCGACCUGAACGCGGCUUGCGCUGGAGUCGGCGCCGACGACAUUCUCUACUCGAUGUUCCGGCUCGACGGCCGACCCAUAGACUGCCCUUUUGCAGGUCCGCCCUUCAGCUUCAGCUACAACCGCGGCCACGGCGAGUGCAAAGCUUUGGAGAAUCAAGCCGAGAGCUGCACCGACGGCAGCAAGCUCCUUUUAAAGUAUCAAGCUUGCGCGGACAUCAAGGGCGCUGAGAGUAGCAGAGAGGAGCUGCAGUGCCUGGCAACGUGGAAAGACGGAAGGAACAUGUUCCUCGUGGGUACUAUCAAACCAGCUGACAGAGACAUGCCUUUCAGCGUUGAUACUUUCAGAUGCUUUUUAUAUGAAAAAGUUCAUCACAACGGCAAAAUCGGUUAUCUGAUAUCUCAAUCAGGUGAUCCUAGUUGUACCGGAUUAACUUCGGUUACUGAAGGAGCUAAAACAUUCAACUUCACCAAAGAAGACAAAGAGCAUGUCAGAUGCAAAUAUCCAUCGUGGGUUACCCAACAUCACGAUUGGCAUUUCUUGGAUGGCUCCAGAAAUUAUCACUUCACCUCGGGUAACUCUACUCUCAAGGUGUCUUAUAGAAACGGCGGUAACGAAGUGAUGCGAGAGGAAAAAGUCGUGUGUCAUAACCUCGAGAAAAUUCAUCCCAAGGAUGACUCUGAGGGACUGAAAGUGAAGCUCGUUGCUCAUGUCACUAGUGGAUGUGACACCGGUUACGUUUGUAUGAUAUUUCACAAGAGAGACAAUCAUGUAAUAGAGGUUCAACAGUCAAGCCAAAAGAUGACAAUGCCCCACGAAGCCUGUUCCCUUGAUGAUCCUGUAAAACAGCCUCACAUGACCUUAAUUACCUCAUCACUCCAUAAACGAUCCUGCCCUAAACCGGGUCGUUACACAGUGAUGGAUCUUAUGCACGUACCGCAGCUGAAACAAGCUCGUCGUAUGCGCAGAAAAAGAUACGCCGUGUCGACGGGUCGGUCGCAGAGCCAUUGGAAAGAGGACAGCAACGAGGCCGGCGAUCCGAGCGACGACUGCCAAAACGCCGACGUGCAAAUAGGAUGCUCGUCCUCGGGACAGAACGAAAUGAUUAUUCAGGAAUCGUGCAAGAAAAACGAUAUCGUUUCAGCUUACUCGUGCCACGGCAGCUGGGAGGAAGCCGGUACCUGGUACACCAUAGUGUCGCGCAACAGGAGCGCGACCGCGGAGCGCGAGACGCUGUGCGUGGCGAUGCGCCUGACCGAAGGCAAUAUUAAAAUGGGUCGCGUCGAACAGCAGGAACUCUGGCUGUCGCGACCGACGAAUUUGUGCCAACGAGCCGUUUCGUCCAGUCAAUGGACUUACAAACUCACUAAUCAAGGUGUAUGCGAGGAUUUGACGAGGGCAGCGUCGAGUUCCGGUUCUACGUCGCUGCUCAUGAGGGUAUCCGUUGCACUGUCGGUCGGCGUGACAUUGUUCAGUGCCAUCCUGUCGAGAUGAUGUGCGGCAACUACGAGUCACUGCCAACCAUGCUGAAUCGUCGUCAACGCUCUAGUGUAAUAAGGCUUAUAAAUAAAUGCAUCGUGUAUAGAAGAGUAGAUAGUCUGUACAUUUGCAGAAAAAAAAUUGAGGUGCGAGAGAUCGAGUUGGGAGUCUGCUGUCUCUUAUGUAUAUGAAAAAAAAAAAAAAAAAAAAAAAAAAAAAAAAAAAAAAAAAAAAAUAGAAGAAUGACUGCGUAUUUUUGUGAAACAAAUUUUUUUUCGUCGUCAUUUUGACUGUGCUGCGUAAAUAGUAGAAUUGAAACAACGUUCCUCAUUGUUUGGAAAAUAUUAGUGAAUGUUGCUAGUGAAAUUUUAUUGUAUAGUGCGAAAGAGCCGCGAUAGAAUCGAUACACUCUCGAGCUAACGGGCAUUUCGAAUUCUCAAGACAGCGAUUAAGUUUUUCGCCCGAACAACUAAUCAAGUACAAAAUUUCAAAUUUACAACAGACGUAAUUAAAUGAAGGGACCUUUUUACUGUAGACGAUCUCAGACGUGAUUUAAUAAAACAUGGCGCUGCGUGCCUUUGAACAAAAAUGAAAAUAAAGAUUGAUCCUUGUAAGCACUGUUUGACGUAUGCAACUAUUUUAAAAAGUACGCGAUAACUAAUGGAUAAAUAGAUGUAUUUAAUAUAAAUGACUUUGACAGAUUUUUAAUAUAUAAAAAAGUAAAACGGAACCAAAUGUACUGUUCAGAAAAUGGAUCGAACGAUACGAAAGCGUAUGCUUACAGUUUUGACAGCAGUCUCCUUACGGAGUCUUGGAAAAAAUUAAGUAAAAUACAAUACGAAAAUUCAAGACAGUUUGUAAAUACAUCGAAUGAAAAUGGUUACGAGAUAAUUGAACCGAACGACAUCGAUUUGUAAAAAAAACAAUGAAUGCAUCAGUUUUCUAAAAUAUUGUAAAGGUGCAGAGUCUUACGCUAUAAAUGCUUUGUUUAUGUACAUAAAGAUACUGUAUAGAAACGCCGAUCGAUAGUGUUGAAUUUAUAUCAAUCUAAGUGUGCAACUAACAUUUGUUUUUGUUUUUAAUUAUGAACGAACUUUCUUCGUUUAAAUGAAUAUGUUAUUUUAUAAUUUAACACAAAGUACCGAAUACUAAGAAAUUAUUUUUAGAGAACUCGAUAUUUUAGAGUUUCUACUAUUAAUUCAAUUAUGAAAGAAUAACGCGAAGUUGUGAAUACGUUAGCUUUAAAUAAAAUCUUGUGUUAUUUUAUGUGUUAUUGAGAUACAAUUUCAAAUCACGAUUAAUAUUAUGUCAUUCAAUUGAAUUAAAGUAUACAGCUAUAACCAUUUAUAAACUUUGUAAAUAUGACAAAGAGAAAAUUAUAAUCGUAUACAUUGAUUUAUAUUCGGAAUGUUUAAUUAUAGUGUAAACUUGUUACAAUAACUUUUGCAAAGGAAAUGUAUCUAGUUCAAUUUGCAGAGCGGAAUCCAUUCCGAUGUUUUUAAUUUUGUUAUUUAUACAUUUUAAGAUCGUAACUAAACUUAGACAAAGCUUUUACGUUAACAUUCGUGUAUUGAGAAAGUAACGCACACCCAAGGUGUCGGUGGCAACGAAAUUAUUGAUAAGUUUGUAAAUAAAAUCUAUCAUUAAAACAUUUUAAAAAUAAAAAUAAAUAUAGAGACAGAUCGUAAAACUGCAUCGUAAAAAAUACAAAGCGUGUAACGCUUUCUUCGUAUCGGAGAUAACUUUCUUAUGGGUAUUAUUGCAAUUUAUUUCGUGCAAACAAUUCAAUGUUUGUCACGGGAAGUGCUAAUAUUUCUCCAAAAUGUAUCAUAAUGUCAGUUUUUGAUUUAGAAUGAAAAUUAUUUGAAUUUAAGUAUUAAGGGUGAUCGUUUGGAAGUCGUUAAAUUGAACGCUGGUUGGAAAAAACUAAUCUAAUAAAAAAUGUAAAAAGAUGAUAAACGUGUAAAUUACUAGGUAACUGCUAUUUCUACUUGAUAAAAGUGAUCAUAAGAGAAUAUUGUGUAACAGAAAAAUAAUAUAUAUUACAUAUAUGCAUAUAUAUUUUUCGUUUAUCACUGUGAUGAAUACAUAAAUAAUACGAAUAACGAUUAAGAAUUACAGACAAUUUUGCGUGUUUUUUUCUCUUGCCACCGUAAUAUAAAUCGAAGCAUUCAUCGAGUUUCAACAAUUUUUGGGCUUUAAGAAUUUAUAAAAUUAUAAAACAAAAAAUUAAAUAUUAUCAGCGGGUGUGAAUGAUGUAAAAUUCUGAUAAAUGAUGAACUAGUAGACUUAUAUGCUUAAUUAAUGCAACUUCAUCAUGGUUUCAAUCAAUCGUAUGACUGUGACUUCGAUCAUGAAUUUUUCAUUUUUGAAGAUUAUAGAAAGUAUAAGAGACUUAUGUCUAGUAACAAACAGAUUUUAAUAUUUCUAAAGAUGAAAAUGACCUCAUUGAAAGAAAAAAACUAUUGUGAUUUUCACACCUGUACGUUUGUUUUGAAUAAAAAAGAGGGUGCAUUGUGGAAGUAAUCGUAGUUUAAAACAAUUUUUUUAUACCUAGGAACAUGUAAGCUUUUGAUCUUUGAUCUUUAAUCUGUUGAUUCUAGAUGUUAGCCAAUAUUGAAAAAGCGCUCAACUAAAUGGAAAUGAAAAAUUAUGCCACAGUACCAAUGUAAAGGCGCACUUCAGUCUUUUACUGACAGUCGCAAUAAUAAUGCGA
Messenger RNA from Trichogramma pretiosum, 6104 nucleotides. RefSeq lists its product as uncharacterized. NCBI's taxonomy places the organism in Eukaryota, Metazoa, Arthropoda, Insecta, Hymenoptera, Trichogrammatidae. The transcript is spliced from 12 exons. The record is from RefSeq and is a predicted model, not a curated record. Bases 1544 to 3403 code for a protein of 619 amino acids.